AUGGACCCCGAACUUGAAGAGGAGGCGCGGGCGCUGGUGGAGUCCGCGGUGGCCUUCGUGGCGAGCGCGGACGUUGGCCUCCAGGGUCUCCCGGAGGCCGGGGAGCUGCGGCGCCAGUGGCGGCGGGUGGAGGAGCUGCGGGAAGAGACGCAGGCGGUUUCGAAGGAGGGCUCGAAGCCGUUGAAGCCGUUGAAGCCGCUGACGCUGGCGCUGGCUUUGGUGGAGCUGGUGCUCUUCCAGACCGUGAAGACGGAGCUGGCCGGGCGGUGUGCGGCGCUGGCCUACCUGCCCAGCGUCCGCCAGCAGAUGGUCAUGGCCCGCCUCGGGGAGGUCCUGUGGACCGUGAAGGAUGCCCUGGAGCUGGCCAAGGAUGCCGAGGACAAGCACGCCGAGGUGGCGGCCCUCAAGGCCCUCGCUCGGGUGCACUUGAGCCGCCUCAAGGAGCUGGAUGCGCCGGUGGCAGCCAUCACUGAAGCCACGAAGGCUCUCGGCGUCUUGGAGUCUCUCGGUGAGGCCAACACCAGGCUGCAUGCGGAAGUGCUCUUUGUCCUGGGCGACGCCCAGCUGACGAAGGCGCUGCAGUCGCCCUUCAGCGCGGCCCGCGAGGAGGCGCUCGAGGCUGCGGCCAAGACCAUGCGGGACGCGGCCGAGGUCUACCGCAAGCUCGAAGACCAGACGUGGCAGGGCCGGGCGAUGCUUGGAGCCGCUUUGGCGCUGGUAGGCCUGGAGGAUGAGGAUCAGCAGAUGGAUGGUGAGAGACUGGCUGAGGAUGCCAAGGAUUUGUUCCACGAUGCCGGCGAGCUGGACUUGGAGGUGGUGGCCAUGAUGCUCAUCGUGAAGUGUCGCAUCACUACCUCUGGCCUGGACUGCGCCCUCCUCUCCGCGGAGGAUGCAGCUGAAGACUGGAAGGAGGAAGGUGGCAGGCCUACGCACCUGGCCAUUGCGCUGCACACAGCUGCUUCCAUCUACUUCCAACUGAAGGAGGGCUUGGACAAGGCAGCCCUCUUUUGCACUGAGGCUCUGGAGCUUUUCCGGUCUGCCGGGUGGCGCCGAGCUGAGACCGCCGUCCUGCAGAUGUUGUCUCGAGUGGAGUCCCGCAACCUCAACUUCGACAAGAGCAUCAAGUGCAUCAAUGAGGCCGUGGUGAACUGCCGUGAGAUGAAGGACACGCGGGGCGAAGCAGAGGCCUUGGCCUACCAAGCCGAGGCGGUGCUGAACAAGCUGAAUGCGGAGGAGAACAUGCUUUCGGCCGCGGAGCAGCAGGCCUUGGCGGACGAGGGCAAGCAGUGCUCCGACAAGGCCAGGGACAUGUUCCAGGAGUUGGACGACAAGGAGGGCAUGCAGAUCGUGGACGAGGUCACUUACAUCUCCACGAAUGUGGCGGUGGAGAAGUAUUGCGAGGCAACGCCGCCCACUCGCGUCAUCACCACCCUGCAGUCCGACGGCCGUGGCGGCAAGGAGACCUUUGGUGAGUGGAUCAUCGACCGCGGAGAGAUGGACCCUCUGAAAGUGAGGAGGCUGAUGAAGGAGGGCCGUUGCUCAGGGCCGGUGAUAUACACCUGA
Molecule: messenger RNA, 1563 nt
Organism: Effrenium voratum
Lineage: Eukaryota; Dinophyceae; Suessiales; Symbiodiniaceae
Source: the annotation of a GenBank genome assembly